This is a messenger RNA of Klebsormidium nitens, 1507 nucleotides long. The record is from the annotation of a GenBank genome assembly. Lineage: Eukaryota; Viridiplantae; Streptophyta; Klebsormidiophyceae; Klebsormidiales; Klebsormidiaceae.
CGGAUGUGGGCCAUGCAUGGCGCCAGCAUUCUGUCGUCUCACUGUCAGAGUCAGUCGCUGCCUGGAACUCAAGCACUUGUACUCGAAGCACGUCCACUCCGUCUGCGCCAUAUUCAACGCUUUAUUGGUCCUACCGUAUCGAUCUUCGCCACUUCGGAUUGCCCUUUUGUUUUCUAGAAUCCCUAGGUUGCAGUCGAGCCAGUCCCUUUUUCAGCAGGGAGCUGGGCUGCGCUGCCAUCGGGAGGCUGGGCAGCCCACACUGUUUUCAAUGCAGAACAACACUGGAUUUUGUCCUUGCGGACGACAAGAAUAGGCUCCAAUGCGAAGUACUUGACGCAUCAAUCAACAAGGAUUGUGUAGAUCAAUUUUUUUGUCGAAGGGGAGUUUAUGUGGCCCUAGUGAUUAGGGUUCCAUCGGGGGUUUGGGAAUGGCGGGCACGUCAGGCAGGGAACUGCCCGGGUAUGCGCAGCGGGUCGCAUCAUUUGCAGCCCAUGCUCAAGCUGCGAGACAGGGACAGCGGUCCGAGGCUGAGGCUGAUUCCCUCCGCGAAGACUCUCUCGCUUCCAACGACGAAUUCUCUCUGCCUAUUGGCCAGCGCCCGGAAGAAAACCUCCGCACCGAUGGACUAGAAAUUGCGACACUGGAUACCCAGAUCUCGUCCACGAAUGUGGGCUACCGGAUGCUGCAGAAGAUGGGGUGGAGCGCAGGCCAGGGCCUUGGCAGAAAUGCCCAAGGUAUCGUGGACCCGAUCAGGGGCGGUGUCUCUGGCCCCAAGCUGGGGCUCGGCAAGCAGGAGCAGGACGACUUUUACACGGCAGAAGAGAACAUCCAGCGAAAGAAGCUAGAAGUGGAAAUAGAGGAGACAGAGGAGGUGGCGCGCCAGCGAGAGGUGGUGGCAGAACGCACAACCAAGAUCGAGGCAGAGGUAGCCGCCAUGCGCAAGACGUUCCUGUGCGACCUGUGCAAUAAGCAGUACAAGCUGGCCAUCGAGUAUGAGGCGCACCUCAGCUCGUACGACCACAACCACAAGAAGAGGUUCCGAGACAUGAAGCAGCAGCAGGCUGGCCCAAAGGACGAGCGGAUCAGGCGGGAGCAGGUACGGGCGGAGCGAGAGUUGCUGAAACAGCAGCAGCGGCUAAGUGCACAGCAGAGUUCCCUACCACUCCAAGCUGAGCCUGCCGGAUUGCCUGGCCCUGCGCCACCAGAAACAAAGGCUGCGGCUGUGGCUGCAGAGCCUGGGGAAGGGCGCGCUGCCCUCAAGUUUGGGUUCGGCUCAUCAAAGCCCGUAGGUUCGAAAGCAAAGCCGGCAACAUUCAGCAAGCUGUCUGGAGGAGGGCGAAAGAAGCAGCUUAUCCAAACUGCCGCUGUGUUUAGUAGUGUUGACAGUGACGAAGAGUCUUAGGUAUAGGAGGAUGCAACCAGAUAAUGUGGCCCCGUGUCAGUGAUGGGCAUCCGAACACAAUGCAGCAAUCAUUAUAUGUGGUCCAAGAUAUGCGCUUCGUACACG